UCACAUGCCUGGUGACACGUAAAAUAUAGAGGCAAAACUCAAAAGGUCUGUGGAAUCUUCUCGGGAAACAAACACGAGGAGCGAGCAUCACCUGCAAAUCAACUAAAGUUUCUUUUUCGUUUUUGGCGGGGGAAAACCUCUAAUCAAUUUGCAAGAAAGUAGGUAGUAGCGACAAUGGGAGCAUCAUCUUCGAUAGAGCAGAAUGUUACGAGAGAACAGCGAGAGGUGGAAAGUCUUGCUGCGUCCACCGGAGCAAUGCCAAUGCUUCAAAAUUCUUUUUCUAAGCUUGCCGAUCCUCAAAAAAAUGUUGUUCCUCUCCAGUCCCUUCAGCAAUGUUUCUUUUUAAAUUAUAAAAAUCCAGACUGUGAAGCAACCAAAAUGCCUGAUUCCUUUCUGGUAUUACUGGAUCAUCUGGGUUCAUCGAUAGUGGACCUACUUUUCAUCUCUGACAAAGGUGGUCUCAAUUGGAUCGAGUUUUUGAGAGGUUAUUUGAAAUUUUGCGGGAUGAUGCCUGCCUCAAUGGCCCUCAAUAACUUGUUGCGAGUAUUUGCCACAACCUAUGCAAAAGCUGGACUUCCUUUGAAACUGGAGUUCGAAUCCAACGACGACGAUUGUAAGAUUAGUGGGUCUCUUCUUGCUACCGAUGUUCUUAUGCUUCUCUGGAUGUGUUGGACUAUGUUAUGGGAUUCCAAAACUUCAAGAUUUAUCAAAGGAAAAGAAAAUCUAUGCCUCCCUGAUAUUAGUCACUUGAUAUUGUCAGCAGUUAUGUCUUGUGCCGAAGUUGACAGUAGCUUGGAUGUAUGGGAUUGUGACAUAUCAGUCUUGGACGUUCAACUUCCCGUUGGGAAGUUUCUUACUUGGGCCUUGACAACUGUACCCAGCCUGACUGAUUGCUUCACACAUUUUAUCAAUAAGAGACUUCAAAAUUCAGUUUCUUCAGAGCACGAUAAGUUGGAACCUUCAACUUCAUCACAGGGAGCAACACCACCAAGAGAGCCAAGUGGUAAUCAUCUACUAACUUGUGGAAGAGCAUGGGCAAUUUCUCUUACUCUCUGGAGUGAAAUGAGUUCAGAAAUUUUGAAACCAUACUUACCCAGCGAUGGUGAUGGAACGUAUGAAAAUCUUCUUUACCGGUUAUCUCUUCACGGGAGGGGAUUGAACAGAUUCUGGUCUAACAUUGAAGGUUAUCAUGGUCCGCUGUUAUUUUUGGUUUCUGCUACUUCUGGCAAUGCCCACGAAGAUAAUACCAAUGUCAGAAAAUGGAUCAUAGGUGCACUUACACAGCAGGGUUUUGAAAAUAAGGAUAUGUUCUACGGAUCCUCUGGAAAACUAUAUGCUAUAUGUCCAAUCUUCCAUACGUUUUCACAUUCUGGUAAAGAUAAGAACUUCGUUUACAGCCAUUUGCAUCCUACUCGCCGAGCUUAUGAACCACAUCCUAAGCCUGUGGGAAUUGCAUUUGGAGGAACCAUUGGGAAUGAAAGAAUAUUUAUUGAUGAAGACUUUGCAAGAGUUACUGUUCGCCAUCAUGCAGUUGACAAAACUUACCAACCAGGUUCCAUUUUCCCAUCUCAGGGUUUUCUCCCUGUUGAAGCUUUGAUUUCAGAAGUUGAAGUUUGGGGAUUGGGCGGGAGGACGGCAAAGGAAGUCCAAGCUUCAUAUAAGAAGAGAGAGGAUCUUUUCAUUGAACAAAGACGCAAGGUUGACUUAAAAACUUUUGCAAGCUGGGAAGAUUCCCCUGAGAAGAUGAUGAUGGAUAUGAUGUCUGACCCCAAUGCAGUAAGAAGGGAAGAUCGCUAAAUAAACUCGUGUGAGAUGGUUUUGCAAUUUGGUAGGUUUCAUGGUGGAAGAGAAAGGCCAGACUAGGCAAUUACUACUGUAUGUUCUUCUAGAAAAGAGUUAUGCCUAGUUACAUUUUAACCUUGUAAAAAUCCAGCUGUAAAUUUAAAAUAAUUGACAUUGAUCAAAUAUACCAGUUGAUUGGCAUGUGAAACAUAAAAUUCUGUUAUUUGUCUCGUAUUAAAGCCUAGUGUAGCACUUUUUCUGA
This is a messenger RNA of Jatropha curcas, 2044 nucleotides long. Its product is annotated as TLD-domain containing nucleolar protein. NCBI's taxonomy places the organism in Eukaryota, Viridiplantae, Streptophyta, Magnoliopsida, Malpighiales, Euphorbiaceae. The record is from RefSeq and is a predicted model, not a curated record.